This is a messenger RNA of Adineta ricciae, 477 nucleotides long. The record is from the annotation of a GenBank genome assembly. Lineage: Eukaryota; Metazoa; Rotifera; Eurotatoria; Adinetida; Adinetidae.
AUGGGUGCAGGUCAUCGGAAUCUUGCCAUUAUAUCAGACCAUAUGAAACAUACAACUGAAUUUGUUUAUCAUGCUCAAAUUUUGAUUAUUAAUUUCAUUAGAAAAUGGUAUCCGAGUGUGAAACAGUUAAACUACCUCAGCGAUGGAGCUGCAGCACACUUUAAAAACGCCAAGAAUAUGUUAAACCGUACUUAUCAUGAACGAGAUUUCGAUUUGCCAGCAACUUGGACAUUUUCCAGUACCUCUCACGGCAAAGGUCCUGUGGAUGGUAUUGGAGCUGCUGUGAAAUCUACAGCAACACGUCACCUGCUCAAAAGUACACCUGAACAGUCAUUUCUUUCAGCAGAGGAAUUUUUCAAGUUUACUCAACAAGUCAAUGAUCACCAAGUGAUAAAAGNGAGUAAAAGGGUUCUGAAGGGACAUCAUUUCAGUGAAGAUGAACAGAAGAGUUUUGAAAGCAGUCGAAUAUUCAAAUAA